Molecule: messenger RNA, 1256 nt
Organism: Acyrthosiphon pisum (pea aphid)
Lineage: Eukaryota; Metazoa; Arthropoda; Insecta; Hemiptera; Aphididae
Gene: Bug22
Product: cilia- and flagella-associated protein 20
Source: RefSeq, marked provisional
CUAUAUCUCAACUCAUGAUUGGCGAUUGCUACAUUGUAGAACUCAAAUUUUACAUUAAACCGUUAACGAGUACCGGCACAUUUUAGGUGUAGGAAAAUCAAAAAGUAUCAGGACUCAGGUGGCGUUUGCCGUUUAGAAUCAAUCUUUUGUUCAAGUUGAAUAUUGUUUCGUGACAGUGUAUCAAGUUCGCUGUUGCACUUUGUUUUGUAUUAUUCUAGGGACAAAGCGUGUUUGAACAUUAUCGAAAUGUUGCCUUAGCAACAGUUAUGUCCUAUUUGCCUAAACAUUGAUCAAACUAUUUAUUAUUUUUUUUACUUCUCUCCCGCAAGUGAUAAUAUCGUGUUCUGUGUAUCCAGUAAAAUGUUCAAAAAUACAUUUCAAAGUGGUUUCCUAUCUAUACUCUAUAGCAUUGGCAGCAAGCCCUUACAGCUCUGGGAUAAGACUGUUAGAAAUGGACAUAUCAAACGCAUUACUGACAAUGAUAUCCAAUCGUUGGUGUUGGACAUUGUAGGAACGAACAUCAGUACAACAUACAUUACAUGUCCGGCCGAAAAAACCAAAACUCUAGGUAUCAAAUUACCAUAUUUAAUUAUGAUCGUCAAAAAUAUGAAGAAAUAUUUUACUUUUGAAGUGCAGAUUCUUGAUGAUAAGAACAUUAGACGCAGAUUUCGAGCCAGUAAUUAUCAAUCAACAACUCGAGUUAAACCAUUUAUUUGUACAAUGCCCAUGCGUCUGGACGAAGGUUGGAACCAGAUACAAUUUAAUCUAGCAGAUUUCACAAGACGUGCUUACGGAACCGGAUAUGUAGAAACAUUGAGGGUACAGUUGCAUGCCAAUUGCAGAGUCAGACGAGUUUAUUUUAGUGAUAGAUUAUAUUCUGAAGACGAAUUACCCGCAGAAUUUAAAUUAUUUUUACCUGUUCAAAGUAAAGUCGACCACAGACAGAGAGUAGAUUGAACUUGCAGAAGCGAGCAUAAUCUCUAACCACUGACAAACAACAAACAGACUUCACCACCUCAACAAUAAUAGUCAUUUUAGCUCCACCAGAUAAAUCCACAGUAUGCGGUCCAAAACUAACCACUUGGUUGGCCAAUUCUUCGAUAACUUUAUCACGCGGCACUGAAUUGUUAUAUCUGUGACUAUAAUAACACAUUAUUCAAUUUAUAUAAAUUAAUAUUAUUAUUUAAACCAUAUUAUUUAAGGUUUUUGUGGGAAAAUUUGAUUUAAAUAUAAAUAUAUUUUUUACUUGAACAUAA